AAACUACAACCAAAAAUUUCGAAAAACGAUUCUCUCUCUCUCUCUCUCUCCAGUUUUUUUCUUCUGCAAGUCCUCCGUCGUCUCUGAUGAAGAUGGGUAAGCAAUCCAAGAUCAAGAAACAGGAGAAGUUGGGGAGGGGGCAGGUAACUCCCAUCCAGGUAGCCUUCAUUGUCGAUAGGUACCUUAUCGACAACAAUUUCAUGCAAACUCUCUCCGCCUUCAGAUCGGAAGCCUCUGCUUUCCUCUCCAAAUCGAAGACGAAAGAGGCACCGAAGAGUUUGCUGAGUUUGGAGGACAUACUGAAUGAGUAUAUUAGGUUGAAGGAGGAAAAGGUGCUUGUGGAUCAAGAGAAAUGUAGGGUGGAGAAGUUGUUGCAUGGAAUGCAGGAGGUGAUGAACGCGUAUAGAUCGUCGUAUGACGCGCCUGUUUCUCCUCAUCCCGAGCCGACGUCCUCGACACCAGAAGCUGCUUCCACGUGCACAAAUUGGACAUCUACGCCCAUUAGGAUGACAUCAUCCUCCAAAGUUCAGUGUGCAGUUACUACGGUACCCUCCUGUAGCAAAAGGAAGGCCUCAGCUUCCGUUCGAGAACCGACCUCAUCUACAAAGAAAUCAUUCGUGGAGAAACACCCGUGUCCUUCCAACAUCACAGGGGCCAGAGCGUCUGCAAAGGAAUUCAGUCACUGUAAUGAUCUUCAACAUUCUACAGUGUGUUCUCCAGUGCAGCCAAAUUCUGAAAAUCAUAUGCUUCAUAGUCCCUCAGCUAAAGAGUUUCCCAGUCAAAACAAUCUAUGCAACCGGUCUUCCAGCCUAAAGAAAGAAUCUCCCUCUCCUAAAACCCCUUCUCAGCAGUAUUCGUUAGAAACCGAUUUAGCUGAUUCUUCAAUGGCCAUGUCAUCUCUGAUUGAAUCAACUAACCCAUCAGUAGAAGUAACCCCAAAUGGGCCUAGACAUUCUUCUCAUGAAAGUGACUACAGAUUAAAUUAUUCAGAGUAUAACACAUACCAAGUAGGCGAGGAAUCUUAUGCCUCACCUUCAAAGUUUGGUACAAAAAAGUAUAUUAUAAAGGAACACAUAAAAAGCAGGUUGGACUUUGAUGAUUUUGGCAUGGCAGAAAGUCCUGUAACAUGUGCUUCUGGAGCUUCUCUUUCUGAAACUAAUGGUGAAGCGAGGGCGAACCCUGACAUGGAUGACUUUCUAAACCUUAGCAUUCUUGAUACUGAUGUUUCAUUAUCAUAUCUAGUCAGUUUCAUUGAUGCUCAAGUAGCAGACCCCACUGAACAAACAACAUUUGAUGGUGUUAGUAAUCUUAUUUCAAGUGUACAUGAUGGUAGUAUGAAGAUUGAUGGAGCCUUUUCCAAUCCUCCGUUCAGUCGAGUUGGAAUUCUUUCCCAGAAAGAUAUUAACUGUAAUGGUGACGAUGACGGACAACUUUCAAAGCCUGUUUCUGCAUGUAUUAAGACUGACAGUCCUGGAAGAAAGAAGACAGGAUAUUCUUCAGAUCAGGAAAAUGUACCGAUGCUCUGAUCAAGCAAUUGCUUAUUUUCUCCAAGUUUUCAUUGUACACCACAGCAUCAGCUACAAAUUACUGCAAUGGUCUUACAAACAGCCAAUUCACUUUACAUUCUCCCAGCUGUCUUGUACAAAUUUCUUGAUUGAGCUCCCUGGAUAUCUAUUGGGAUGGUUUUCAUGCGAAGAUUACUAAUCACCUCCAGGUUGUUGCUCAUAGA
This is a messenger RNA of Nymphaea colorata (pocket water lily), 1729 nucleotides long. RefSeq lists its product as uncharacterized. NCBI's taxonomy places the organism in Eukaryota, Viridiplantae, Streptophyta, Magnoliopsida, Nymphaeales, Nymphaeaceae. Bases 87 to 1526 code for a protein of 479 amino acids. The transcript is spliced from 7 exons. The record is from RefSeq and is a predicted model, not a curated record.